Molecule: messenger RNA, 4110 nt
Organism: Orcinus orca (killer whale)
Lineage: Eukaryota; Metazoa; Chordata; Mammalia; Artiodactyla; Delphinidae
Gene: NCR3LG1
Product: natural killer cell cytotoxicity receptor 3 ligand 1
Exons: 5
Coding region: 975-2006 (343 amino acids)
Biological process (GO): immune response; T cell costimulation; positive regulation of T cell proliferation
Cellular component (GO): external side of plasma membrane
Source: RefSeq, a predicted model, not a curated record
CCCCUCUAGGUGGUCACAGAGCAGCCAGCUGAUCUCCCUGUGCUAUGCAGCUGCUUCCCACUAGCUAUCUAUUUUACAUUUGGUAGUAUAUGUAAGUCAAUGCCACUCUCUGAGUUAUGUUUUAUUCGGCGGGAAUUUUUAGGACUUCAAGCCCAGGAGGCAGCAUCUCAAGUAACCCUGAGAAAACUGCUCCAAGGAGGCGAGGGGGCGGGUUUUGCAACAAAGGGCAGGGAGUCGGGAACAUCAAAAGAUUAUUGUAAUUAAAGAAAACCAGAUACCCCAAGUUAAGGAAUUAAGCCCAUUUCUACGUAUGGGAAGAUGCAAGAGUCUGGGCUCACUGAAAUCAUUCCUUUGGUAUGUACCUUAACUAUCUGGGGCCAGUGUCCUGUGUUUUUGUAGGGAGUGGCUGCGGUCUGAUGGCUGCUAGAUGGCAGGUAUUCUUUCCUUCCUGAGUUGCCUCAAGGCUCACCAGCUUACCUUCUGGUGGUGGCUACAAUCCCCGGUGACUGUGACAGCCUCUGUUUACUGAUAUGUUAGGAAAUAAUCCAUUUCUCAGUAUCAAAAUAAAGAAGGACUUUUCAGAACCGUAAAAAAAAAAAAAAAAGUAAUGUUAGUUUACCAUGCUGAUGGUAAGAACAAUUGCCCCCAAUGCGCUCCUGCAUAGUGGAUCUUCCUUAGAGCAGCGUCCAGGCGAUCGGAUCCUGGCCUCAGCUUAUAAAGCGAACGUAGAGGCUGACGCGAACCCUGUGCCCAUGCCGGCCGGCGCGCUCGGAGGCAGGAACUUCCUGCCCACUGCUAGCCGCUCCCACUCCCGGCGCGCGCGCGCAGCCGGUGGAAGUGUGACUGAGAAAGGCGCUGUCAGUAACUUUCCGUCUCUGUGAACGGAGCAACCAAAACGACUUCUCGCAGAGUUGCAGAAGGUGCAAAUGCGCCAUUAACUAAUUCUGCGUAAAGUUCCACUCACCGCGCAAGAGAUGUCCCGUCACCCACUCCUUAGGACCUGCCCACUCCUAAGAGGAAGAAAGCAACUAAGAGAAAGUUUGAGGAUGCAAGUUCCGGGAGGCUGUGGCCACGGCGCAGAGGGCGGGCGGCCCAACGGGGUGGGGCUCCGUGCUGUGUUCCCGGUUCUGGUGCUGAUCCUGGGGCUCACGCUGCUCACCGCAGGUUUUCUGGAAGUGGAGAUGGCAGGAAGGACUCAGAUGGUUUUCCUGAAUGAAAAUGCGACUAUCUUUUGCAAGAUCCCUGGUUUCCCACACCUGGACAUCAACAGUAUGGGUAUCACCUGGUUUCGGAAGGCUCAGUUGUCUGAAAUAGAGAUCAAACUGUUUGAAUUUUUUGGAGACCACAAAGUGGCAUUCCGACCUGGAGCCAACGUGUCUCCAUGGAGGCUGAAGAGGGGGGAUGCCUCACUGCAGCUGCCUGGGGUCCAACUGUGGGAAGCAGGAGAGUACCGAUGUGAGUUGGUGGUCACUCCUCAGAAGGCACAGGGGAGAGUCUGGCUGGAGGUUGUAGCUCACCCAGUCAGUAGCUUGUUUCUGGAGCGAGCCGUGAUGAAAGAUAAUGAAGACAGACAUAUUUUGUGUAAGUCAAGUGGAUUCUACCCAGAGUAUAUUAACAUAACAUGGAAAAGGUGGACCCAGAAGGAUCCCCAGUUCCAGGAGAUUUCUGAGGACGUUAUCACUGGCCCCACCAUGAAGAAUGAGGAUGGUACAUUUAAUAUCACCAGCGACUUGAGGCUGAAGCCCUCUCUGGAAGACAAUGUGACCAUCUACCAGUGUGUGGUAUGGCAUGUAUCGUCACUCAUGUGCCAGAGUUUCAACUUCACCCCGAUUCUGAUAGAAUCUGAGAAGAAAACUGACUCGUGGAUUAGCCUGCUGGAGGGUGAGAGACACCGGAAUCAGAGCCUGCUAGAGGAUGAGAGACCCUGGAAGCUGGAGCUAGUUGCUCUAGUGGAGGCCAGUCUGGAUCAGAUGACAGCCACCGGACAUGUAAGCAAAUCUAGCUGAGAUCAUCAGCAUCAACAGAACCAACUCUCAGAUGCAUGAGAAAUACUUACUUUUUCUUUUUCUUUUUUUGGUGGAUGGGCUGUGUCACAGCAUGUGGGAUCUUAAUAUUCCCGGCCAGGGAUCGAACCCGUGUCCCCUACAGGGGGAGCAUGGAGUCUUAACCACUGGAGCGCCAGGGAAGACGCUUUGUUUUUCUUGCUUUCUUUUUUUGAGAAAUACUUAUUUUUUCAAAGCCACUGUGUUUUAGGGUGGUUUGUUACAUAGCAAAAGCUAACUGAUACAACUCCCCAGGAAGUUGAAUUUUGACCCAAAAGUGUGGUUGCCGUGAUGUGCUGCUGAGAGCCCCUCCAAGACAGAGCCUGCUAUGAAGAGUGUACUUAGCCACCAUGUUCCAGCUAUGGUAUCUCAGGGAUCUGCUGUAGCUUUUGAGCUUAUGCCAUGCUCUCCUGGCCAGCCAAUGGCCGAUCAAGGCAGGAAUCUUUGGAGCUCCCUGUUGGGGUGGCUGAGAUUUUCUUGGAGUUGCACUGUCAUCUGACGCUCUUGCUAGCCAAUCGUCCUUUCUUCCUCCCUUCACAGGUAUAAGACCUAUGUCAAAGUUUCAGUCAGAACUGUAGUUAUUUACUUCCGUCUGGUUUACGCUGGCGUAUCUUCCCUUCCCCAAUAAUAAUGGCAUUAUGGGGAAAACUGGAGUUGAUCAAGUGAAGAGUACACAGAGGCAGGGCUGCGUAAUAAAUUGUGUAGUGUAUCACUGCUUUACUCAUUGGCAUCAGUGCCUGGAAGGACCUAAGUAUGGGGGACAGAGAGAAGUUCACACUCCUGUACCCAAGUUGGCCGGUCUGAUGUGGUGGCCUGCCUUUCACAUCACUCCAGAGUUGGGCCAGCCCAGAGUGGAAAUAGAGUAGGGUGUAGGUAAAUGGAGAUGUACAAUGCCCCAGUCAGGUGGUCCUGGCACAGAGGAUGCCAGUAAUCUAGAUUCUAAUGCAACAAACCCACUCUCUGGAACUCAGUUCUGACCUUAAUCCCAUUGUUCGGCCUUUCCGCAAUUCCUUUCAAGUUGGAACAGAUCUGUUGUUCUUCAGGCCUGCCCCAGUCUAGGGUCAGCAGCAUUCAUGUCUUCUUCCCCCAAGUCUUCUGCAUGUCUUGGUACAAUAGGGUGUCUGACACUGGACCUGGGGAGACCUCAAAGGUGAGCCCAGAGAUGUGUGGGGAGCCAGGGCUACUCCCUGCAGCAAGCUCCCUAGGAAAGUUCUCCCUAAAAGAAGAUGUUGGAGAGGAACUCAAGAGCAGGACAGAGCUGGGAGGAUGCUACCUGAGGAGAAUGGGUUCUAUAGAAGCUGGGUGAGUCCUCCCCAGCAGAAAGGCUGGAGGUCCACCUUAGUGGGCCACAUGUGGGCCAUGCAGUGACUGGCUGGAGAUGCCAAAUCCAGAGGCAUUAGGCCUGAGCAGGUUUCCAGUAUGGCUAGGGGGCUAGUUUUCCCAGACUGGCAAUUCAGUUUCACUACUAGAAGAGGGUGGCUUGGCUUCCCUCCUCUCUUGGACUCAGGACUGAGGCCCAGGACACAUGUCACAACACCUGUUGUGAGUUGGGGACAGACAGGAGUGGCAGAUGUGCCCCAUUAGUCUGCAUUGCCACCUGACUGGCUGUGGGAAAGGUAGCCUGGAAGGUAGGGACCCCAGUCCAUUUGCAAGAAGGCAGAAGAUGGAGGGUUCAUCAUACACAUGGGUGGGAGAAAGUGUUGGUGAGGUCCUGUAAUAGGGAAGAACCUUUGUAUUCUAUUACAAGUUAAUCACUAAAGGGAUGUUGCCUAUAAGCUUAAAUUAUACCCCUGGGAACCCCGCCUCCCACGUAAUGAGUAUUAAGCUAAAAUACCUUUGUUUAGCUCAAAGGAAACAUCCUGACCAGGCCCACCUGUGAAUGACUGCAGGAAGGAAGAAAUUAACACACACCCUCUGGAGGCUGACAGGAACCAGGACAUGUUUGACUUUACCCCCUCCCCUUUUAGCAUAAAAGAAGCCUGAAUUUCUAACUCAGGCAAGAUGGUUCCUGGGGGCACGAGCCACCACCUUCUCUGUCUGCUGGCUUUAUGAAUAAAGUCGCUGUUCU